Molecule: messenger RNA, 1443 nt
Organism: Colletotrichum chrysophilum
Lineage: Eukaryota; Fungi; Ascomycota; Sordariomycetes; Glomerellales; Glomerellaceae
Exons: 7
Coding region: 1-1443 (480 amino acids)
Molecular function (GO): monooxygenase activity; oxidoreductase activity, acting on paired donors, with incorporation or reduction of molecular oxygen
Source: RefSeq, a predicted model, not a curated record
AUGGCCGACGCGAACGGAACAAAGCCGAAGACGAGCUUGGUGCUCAAUGCCUUCGUUGAGAUGUGCAGUGGACAUCAGUCCCCUGGACUCUGGAGACAUCCCGACGACGAGUCCUGGCGAUUUAACGAGAUCAGCCACUGGGUCGAGCUGGCGAAGCUUCUCGAGGAAGCCAAGUUUCACGGCAUCUUCAUCGCAGACGUUCUCGGCGGCUACGACGUGUAUUCGCAGUCGCUUGACCCUGCAAAGAUCUCCGGCGCGCAAUGGCCCGUCAACGAGCCUCUUGCCCCCAUUGCAGCCAUGGCUGCUGUGACCAAGAGCAUCGGCUUCGGAGUGACGGUGUCGACGACGUACGAGCAGCCAUACCACUUGGCUAGGCGUCUGUCCACGGUUGAUCACCUCAGUGGUGGGCGUCUUGGAUGGAACAUCGUGACGAGCUACCUCGAUUCCGCAGCCAAGAACAUGGGCCUCGCCCAACAACCCCAGCAUGACGACAGAUACGCCCAAGCCGAGGAGUACAUUAAGGUCAUGUACAAGCUCUUCGAGUCCUCAUGGCGCGACGACGCCGUCAAGCUCGACCGCGCGAAAGGCAUCUACACCCAGCCCGACCUCGUGCGCAAGAUCAACCACGAAGGGCGCUUCUUCAACGUCCCCGGCCCUCACAUCGUGCAGCCCUCGCCGCAACGCACGCCGCUCCUCCUGCAGGCCGGCACGUCCAAGGCGGGCAAGCAGUUCGCGGCGCAGCACGCCGAAGCCAUCUUCGUGUCGGCGCACGCGCCGGCGGUGUGCGCGAAGAGCAUCGCCGAGAUCCGCGAGCUCGCGCGCACGGAGUACGGCCGCGACGGCAACAGCAUCAAAGUGCUGGCGCUGGUGACGCCGAUCCUGGGCGCGACGGAGGCGGAGGCGCAGGCGAAGCUGGCGGAGUACCGCAAGUACGCGUCGCACGAGGGCGCGCUGGCGCUGUUUGGCGGGUGGACGGGGAUGGAUUUGAGCAAGUACGGCGACGAGGAGGAGCUGCGCGAGGUGGAGAGCAAUGCGGUGCGAUCGACGGUCGAGGGCUACGCGCGGUUCUCGCCGGGUACGGCGAAGUGGACGAAGCAUACCAUUGCGGAGCAUGUUAGCGUUGGUGGUAACGGACCAAUCUUUGUCGGCACGGCGGCGCAGGUUGCGGACGGGUUGGAGACGUGGAUUGCGGAGGCCGAUGUGGAUGGCUUCAACUUUGCGUAUGCGCUCUUCCCCCAGUCGUUCAAAGACAUCAUCGACCUGCUUCUUCCGGAGCUGCGCCGUCGCGGGCUGUUCUGGGAUGACUAUGCCGUUCCGGGCGGCACGUACAGAGAGAACUUUUACCGCAAAAAGGGACAGUCGGGACCGUUGGAUGAGCACGUUGCUUCGUCGUACCGGUGGAAGGCUGGUGUGUCGGCGGAGGAGGCCAAGAUUCCCGAGUAA